UGGAAUGUGGAAACUUAGGGUUAUGCUCGUUUCUGUUGCAGCCACUAAAUCAAUAUUCUGAGAUCGAAAAAGCUUUAAAAAAAAUCUGUGAUCGAAGCUUAACGAGAGAGUAGAGUGAAGAUGAUCUAUGAUGUGAACUCUGUUCUGUUCAGAUCCUUCCUGAGCCAGAAGGGUAGCUCGUCCGACAAAAGGAAAAUGGAGGACAAGCCAAGAGAACAGAAGCCCAAAGCCAGCGACAACAAACCUGUUAUGAAUGAAUAGAGUAGAUCUUCUUGUAAUUUCUCUUUACCUUCUCCUGGUAUUUCAGUUGUACGGAUCAUUUUAAUGAAUUAAGUUUCUUUCCUUGCAAUUGCCA
This is a messenger RNA of Arabidopsis lyrata subsp. lyrata, 355 nucleotides long. RefSeq names its product wound-induced basic protein. The transcript is spliced from 2 exons. The record is from RefSeq and is a predicted model, not a curated record. NCBI's taxonomy places the organism in Eukaryota, Viridiplantae, Streptophyta, Magnoliopsida, Brassicales, Brassicaceae. The coding region runs from base 121 to 261 and encodes 46 amino acids.